Messenger RNA from Zychaea mexicana, 1237 nucleotides. RefSeq lists its product as uncharacterized. Bases 134 to 1015 code for a protein of 293 amino acids. Lineage: Eukaryota; Fungi; Mucoromycota; Mucoromycetes; Mucorales; Lichtheimiaceae. The record is from RefSeq and is a predicted model, not a curated record. The transcript is spliced from 4 exons.
AACAACUUCUUUAGACACAUACCCACUUCCAAUCUUUUCUCUUUCCUUCUUUGAUAGAAGUGUACAUAUAAACACACCAACCCCUCACUUUCCCUUAUAUACACAAAAGAUACAAUUCAUAUAAAAAAACAAAAUGCGCUUCUUCCGUGCUCAACUCUUUUUGCUCGUCAUCACCCUUGUACAUGUUGUAACAGCCACCGGUGAAACAUGGAGUUUCAAGAACUGGAACAAGUUCAAAGACGCGAAAACCGACGGUGACAAUGAAAGCUGGUUCAAGGCCUGGGGCAUCGCGAAAUCCGACGGCUGGUCCUGGCCGCACAAGGGCGACUCGGUUUCGAAUCACAAAAUCGUCAAGGAUCCAGCAAAAACGGGCGAAGAAGUACUCCAAGUGGCCUAUCCCAAAGGAAGCAGUAACCCCGGUGGUAGUACUCAAGGCGGUAUUGGAUUCUAUGCUCAGCCGCUCCAUCUGCGAAAUGAAGCCAAAACUGUUGUUCUCGAAUACUCGGUUUAUUUCCCAAAGAAGUUCCAAUUUGUCAAAGGUGGCAAACUGCCUGGUCUCUAUGGUGGCCACGAAGGAUGCUCUGGGGGCGCUGAUGCUGAUACCUGUUUCUCUACUCGAUUCAUGUGGCGUCGUGAAGGCGAUGGUGAAGUGUAUGCCUAUCUCCCCGAAAGCAAGCAACGCGAUGGUCUCUGCGACGAAGAGGGUAAUAUCUGCAACAAGGACUACGGUUACAGUCUCGGUCGUGGAUCUUGGUCAUUCAAGACUGGCAAGUGGAUUAAAGUCCGUCAAACACUUAAGCUCAACAGCCCUGGCAAGGACGAUGGCAUGGUCAGCGUCGACGUCGAUGGCAAAAAUGUUUAUACCGAAAAGAAACUGGCUUUUCUAAACAAGGAUACCGGCAAAGUCGUCGGUGUUGCUUUCCAUACAUUCUUUGGCGGCAAUGGCAGCGCCUGGGCACCAAAGAAGAAGGAGUACAGCUAUUUCAAGGGCUUUUCUUUGAAGGCUCAGUACUAGAGACCAGAAAAAAAACCGACAAUAUAUCAUUGUCCUGUUGUAUUUUGUAGAAAACACUCAGAUGCAUCAUGCAUGUACAAGGGCUGGCUCCUAUUAUACAUAAACUCUUCUUUUUUCCGUGAAAUUGAUCCACAAAUAUACAAAUUUUUGACAUCAUCUGUAUGUACACAUGAUACCUUGUGCAUCUACAGCCUAAAGAAUGAAAUUCAAAUAAGAAAAGUG